AUGAAGGUCAAAGAAGAACACAGGGAAGAAGUGGCUACGAAUGCUGGAUCAACGGAGACAUCGCUUAAUACAGCAAGAUCCACAGAUCAGCGAAGUUUGGAGAGGAUCUCUGCUGACAGACACGAGGCGAACCUGGAUCAAGACCCAGAUCUUGAAGAAAAGCCUCGAAUUUCUCUCAAGGCCGCCGCGGCGGUCACCGCUGAUCUCGAUGAGAACCUAGAUCCGUACACAACGGACAAGGACACGACUAAGUCGAAGUCCAAUCUGUCCACCAAGUCGACGGCCUCGACAAAAACGUACAAGAAAAUAAAGAUCAAGGCCGCUCGGACGAAGCUGAAGGCACCAGAUUCAGAAUCGGAAGAUGUGAAUAAACCGAGAUCUACUAUCGCCAAAGACAUGAUCGAGCAGGCUUACUAUCUGAAGAUCCUGAGCAAAACACUGCUGCAGGAUCCUGUCCUCGCGAUCAUACAGGUCCGCCAGAUCGGCGAUCUGACAGGCCCGAUAUCCAAGCCCAACACCAGCACAGACAGGCUGAAAGCGGUGAAGAUCCUGCUGGAUCUCCUUCAGGAGGCCGGUCUAGUAGCGGGAGAAUUCGAUCCAGAUGCCCUGUUCGAGAUGGAACUGGACCGGGUCGUCGCAUUACGCGUCAGCUACCUCGGAACCGGACUCAGAUUCUCCCCGAGCUCCGCAACGUAUUUCGCUAGGUCCCUCGGGUGCGAAGUACCUGAGAUCACGCGCGAACAGCCCGGAUCGACGGCCGGCAGGACCAAGUCGAACUCCAGAGAGCCCGAUCGGCAGGAAGAACGCCAGAUCCCAGCAGGACAAGCCACCCUGACCACCAACUCGUCCGGAUCUAGCAAUACGCUGGACGAAUACUUCCAGAUGGCGAUUAAUCGAUUCCUGAAAGAACAAAGUCAGGUGACGGUGCAACCUCCACCACUUGGUACGCAGGAUAUCGACAUGGAAUCAGUCGGCACCCUGGAUCCCCACUCCUGGGAACCUGAAAGAUUUACCGGAAAGGAUAUGGACGAAGAUCGCCCCAGAGCUUGGAUCGGCAAGGUGAAAUCGGCGUUCCAGCGAGAUCAAGCAACAGGAGAGAAGAAAUACCUCACGUUCGCGGAUCUGAUGCGACAGGAAUGUGUGGGAAUCGGUCACAACGUAUAUACUACGGAAGGAAGAACCAAGAUCAAGAUCACUCUAGCGGGAUAUCUGGUGGAUUUUUUCGACAUCUGGAUCGGGGAUCUCUCAGGACAGAACGCGAUCCUGGGCAUGGAUUUCAUGGUACCAGUCGGGGUACGGAUGUACCUCGCCGACGGAUCAAUGCGUUUACCUGACGAGGUCGGAAUACCGCUGAAUGGUCGUAAGAGACUAUACGGCGAGAUGGUGAGAUCAGUGAUCCUCGAGCGAUCUCUACGAAUCCCGGUUGGCCGGUCGGAAGAAACAGCGGCGAGGAUAAAAUUGUUGGCCACCGAGAAAUUGUGGGUGACCAGAGGAGAACGAUGGAUACCGACAGUGACGGAAGGCUCCGGUCGGAUCCGCUACCUGGUGAUCUCGAACAUUGGAGAAGAAAUCCUACGACUGGACCACCGUCUGGACGUUGAUGUGAUACUGGAUCAGGACAAAGUGCCUCGAUCCCCAGGGUUCGUGUCCGUCGGGGAGGGAUCCGAUGAUAUUGACAGAGAUCGAACGUUGACAUCGACCCUAGAAUCUCGACCGAGGGCGGGAAUUGCCGACGUAUCCCAGAUCGAGGCGGAAUCUCCCGAUCCAGAAAGGGGACGCCCAUCUACGCCAACGACCAGCCCCGAUGCCGAUCGAUACCUGAGCAGCGAUGCUGAGGGCGGCGGGAUAAGACGGAAGAAUCGGACUGGCAUCAAGGAUUUUGAGCCGAAAACGGAAAAUCUGAACUGUCAAACCCAGAUCAAACUCGAUCCCAGCGAAGUCUUCGAUGUCAAAUCCCCGAUCCACCCGACCGAGGGCGUCAACCUACGAGAUCCUCUGGCGGAAGGAGCACCGGAUGCCGAGGACGAAGAUGAGAUAUAUUACCACGAGAGUGGUGAUCUCUCAGCUGAAGAUCUCGAGGGAAGCCUCGCUGUCCUCCCCGAAAUCCCUAUCUCGAUGACCGCGAAGGUCAACAUCGAGGAUCUGCAGGUGGGAGACUCCGGAUCAGCUACACCCGAGGAGAUCGAGAGGCUCCAGCAGAUCAUCUGGAAGAAGCGACAUCUCCUGAUCGGCAAAGGGAGCGCCUUACCCCCGGCGGCCAAGGGUGUCGUGUGCGACAUCGAUGUCGGAAAUGCGAAACCGAUCGCACUGCGAACCUGGAAAGUUCCCACACGAUUUCGAGAAAAAGUCGCGGGCCUGAUCAAGGGCCUCCUAGCAGCCGAGAUCAUUCGACCCUCGACAUCGCCAUGGGCCUCACCGAUCGUGAUUGUCCGCAAGAGUAACGGUGUGGAUAUCAGCGAUCUGUUCGAGGAUCUCGAUAAGGCGUUAUGGUAUUGUUCACUGGAUAUGGCCAGCGGCUUCUGGGUCGUGCCCAUGACGGAUCGGGCUCGCGAGUUCUCCGCAUUUAUCACCCCGUUUGGAUUAUUCGAAUGGAGUCGCAUGUCUUUUGGUCUGAAAAAUGCCCCGCAGAUUUAUCAACGCCUCGUAGAGAACGCGUUGUAUGGAUUCCUGAAGAUCUCGAGAUCAGGCGAUGCUGGAACUACAACGGACAUGUUCCUGACAGGGAUCGCGGACGAUCCUGGUCGGGACUCAGUGUUGGGACGGAGAUCAUACAUUGACUGCAUCAUGAUCGCAGCAGAAUCGUGGGAUCAAAAGUGCCAAAGGGUGGAGUAUCUGUUGGAGGCUUGUGAUAAGUGGAAUUUAUCGAUCAGUGUGGCGAAGAGCUUCUGA
Phytophthora megakarya is the source of this 2889-nucleotide messenger RNA. The record is from the annotation of a GenBank genome assembly. Lineage: Eukaryota; Oomycota; Peronosporomycetes; Peronosporales; Peronosporaceae.